AUGGUGGUAGAGCUGGCGGCCAAGCUAGCCUUUUUCUGGGCUAAAAACAAGCAAAUGGGAUCCGAGAUCACCGAACCAACCUCCCCAAAAGUCACGUGUGCAGGACAGAUCAAAGUCAGGUCUAAAACAAGCUCAUGUAAAAGCUGGCAAUCAGUCAGGGAAGAGAUUGAAAGAAUUCACAACAGCAGGCAACAUAAAAAAAGGCCAAGUUGGGUGGAGUCAUUUGGUUUUAAGAAAGAAGUCAUGCAGUUCUUAACAUGUUUGCGAAGCAUUCGUUUCGAUUUUCGAUGUUGCGGGUCUUUUCCUCAAUCCGAUAUCAAUGCUGAUGAUGAAGAUGUAGAUGAAGAAGAUGAAGAAUACCAAGAAAACCACAAUCAUUUAGAAGGCAAUGAGACAUCAACAACCUUAUUUUCCAAAUGGUUCAAGGUGCUGCAAGAGAAUCAAAACAACGGGUUUUAUAAAGAACAAAAGAAAGCAAAAGAGAGGUCCCAUGAUCGUGUUGAUGAUCAUCAAGCUGCAAUUCCACCUCCAAAUGCCCUCUUGCUUAUGCGUUGCAUGUCUGCUCCUGCUAGGAGCAAGUUAGAAGAGAACAGGGUAGAGGAGAGCCAAGAUAAUGAGGAAAACAUAGAAAAUGAUAAAGAGAAAGAAGAAGAACGUAAGAGGAAAGAUGAGAAGAAAACAAGUAAUUUGAGGUCAUUAAUGGAAGAAGAAAACAAAAAGAUGAAAGAGAGCUUGGCGGUGAUAAGAUACGACCCUGAUUUCUACAAAAUUUCAUCCGACAUAUCCAAAGAGACAUGGCUUGUUGGUGGAAUGAAAGAUCCAUUAUUCCGAAGUCGAAGUUGGAAGAGAUGA
Durio zibethinus is the source of this 852-nucleotide messenger RNA. The record is from RefSeq and is a predicted model, not a curated record. Lineage: Eukaryota; Viridiplantae; Streptophyta; Magnoliopsida; Malvales; Malvaceae.